This is a messenger RNA of Zasmidium cellare ATCC 36951, 273 nucleotides long. RefSeq lists its product as uncharacterized. NCBI's taxonomy places the organism in Eukaryota, Fungi, Ascomycota, Dothideomycetes, Mycosphaerellales, Mycosphaerellaceae. The record is from RefSeq and is a predicted model, not a curated record. The transcript is spliced from 2 exons. Bases 1 to 273 code for a protein of 90 amino acids.
AUGUCCAACUUCGAGAACCACCCCUCGCUCGUCGGCGGCCACAGCCAAUACAUCAAAGGCCAAGCAGAAUCCACAAUCGGCAGCGUCACCGGCUCACAAGAAUGGACCAACUCGGGCGAGCAAGACAAGCAAGCGGGCAUCGACGCCAUGAAAGCCGCAAGCGCGAACCGGGAUCCUCAGCAGAGUGGCUUGGGCAAGGCGGAGGAGUUGGCGGGAAAAGCGGUGGGGUGUGAGGGGAUGGAGAAUGAGGGGGCGGCGAGUAAGAAACAAUAA